GUCUGUGGCACACAAAGACAACACAACAGAGCGAGGAAAUCAAUCGCUGAUGAGCGAAGGGAAAUCACAACUAAAAAUAUGGAAAUGAAAAACAAAACAAACGAGAAAGCUUCAUCAUUAAGAUGGAAAAUCCUUCGUCAAGCUCUUCUCUCUAAUCCCUCUUCUUCAAACUCAGACGAGAAAUCUCAAACGAGUAUCAAACGCAUUUCGAGAAGAACAAGUCAUGGAUUCAAUUUGAUACCGUCUCAUGUAAUCGAUGAUGAACGUGGUUCAACUAAUUGCAAUGGUUCUUCUUCCAUUAAAGAUGCUCGAGUUUGUUACACUUUACCAAUCCCUAACGCUCCUCAACUGUUUUUGAGACAAAGAGUUGACAACCAAUCUGACCUCAAUGAUUUUCAGAUAUGUAACACAUACAACAUUGACAACACAGGGCUUGUAUGUAAUUGGCCAUCAGAAGAUGUUCUUGCUCAUUAUUGCUUGUCACAUAGAGAUAUAUUCAGGUCUAAAAAAGUUAUUGAGCUUGGUUCUGGCUACGGCUUGGCUGGAUUUGUUAUUGCAGCUGUUACUGAGGCAUCAGAGGUUGCGAUCUCAGAUGGAAAUCCACAAGUAGUUGAUUAUACUCAGCGUAACAUUGAAGCUAACACUGGAGCAUUUGGGGAUACAGUUGUGAAGUCUAUGAUGCUUCACUGGAAUCAGGAAGAUACUUCUAGUGUUGCAGACACUUUUGAUAUUAUUGUUGCAAGUGAUUGCACUUUCUUUAAGGAUUUCCACAAAGACCUUGUUCGAACUGUCAGGCACUUGUUAUCAAAAACAGAAUCUUCCGAGGCUCUAUUUUUAAGUCCAAAAAGAGGCAACUCAUUGGACCUCUUCUUGGAGGUAGCUAAAGAAAAUGGCCUGCAUUUCAGUGUAACAGAAAACUAUGACAAAGAAGUCUGGAAACGUCAUGAGGGGUUCUUGAAUGGUUCGGAUAGGGACUCUUGGCCCAGUUAUGAGACAGGUCAUUGCUAUCCACUCUUGAUCAAAAUCACCCUUUGAACUUUCUUCUAGCCAUUCUACAUUAGGCCUCCUUUUAUUGUUGGUUGAAGAUAAGUAGAAAUCUUUUCCUCCAACAGAGGAAAUGUCUGGUGCCGUCACUUACCAAAUUGCACGCUUAUGUAAUUUUUUUGUUGGGGUCACAUCUUUCGAUAGACAGUACUAUUCUCAUCCACGAAAGGUCAAAUGAAUGUGAAGCUGAUGCGGCUAUUCACGUCAAAAGUGAAGAUUAAAUAUCUUCACAAAAGUACCUGAGAUUAUUAAAAACCUUUUUUAGCCCACUUGAUCUUUAUAACCUGAAAGAAAGGAGGAAAAAAAGGAAAAGUAAUCUAUAGUUCAUGUGGUAUAAAAUAUUAUUAAUAGUGAUUAAAAUGCUUGCACAAGUGUGCCCUGAUUAUGAUAAAAAAAUAGCAGGUUAGAUGAAUCAUGUAUGGAUUGGUUGUGGUUUUAUUAUUGUGAUUGUAUCUUAGCUUGGAUUAGCUAAUGGUUUCUGCAAUGCAACUUUUGACAGAAAAAAGUUCCCCUUAUCUUCAUUUAAGCAUAAUAGUUACAAGGAUAAAGCUUUUAGAAGAGCCAAAGCAACUCCACCAAUAGGAUGAAGCUGUACUGUGUCAAAAGAUAACAUUUGGUUCAAUUAAACUAGAAAUUUAUGCAAGUGGAAGAUUGAUACUUUUUUCUUGUAUCUAAUAGUAAUAGUAAUGUGAUGUGGUUUGUCUUUGCAGUGAGAUUAGUAUGGACAUGACUUAGCAUUCUUAGCUAUUAAGGAAGCAACUAUUAUUAGUAUUAAUUUUUAUAUAUUGCUUUGUUGAUUGGACUUGUCUCAA
Messenger RNA from Trifolium pratense (red clover), 1856 nucleotides. RefSeq names its product calmodulin-lysine N-methyltransferase. Gene Ontology annotation, molecular function: calmodulin-lysine N-methyltransferase activity. Bases 79 to 1035 code for a protein of 318 amino acids. Gene Ontology annotation, cellular component: cytoplasm. The record is from RefSeq and is a predicted model, not a curated record. The transcript has 7 exons. Lineage: Eukaryota; Viridiplantae; Streptophyta; Magnoliopsida; Fabales; Fabaceae.